This is a messenger RNA of Lolium rigidum, 1686 nucleotides long. Its product is annotated as 2-carboxy-D-arabinitol-1-phosphatase-like. The coding region runs from base 24 to 1511 and encodes 495 amino acids. The record is from RefSeq and is a predicted model, not a curated record. The transcript has 8 exons. Gene Ontology annotation, molecular function: phosphatase activity. NCBI's taxonomy places the organism in Eukaryota, Viridiplantae, Streptophyta, Magnoliopsida, Poales, Poaceae.
AAAAAUCCUGCCUUUCUCCACCUAUGCUCCUCCUCGCUCCCGCCCCGCCGCCGUCGGCGACCAACACUCGCCGGACACCCGGCGGCCGCGCUGUCUCACGCGUCCGCUGCUCGAGCGUGCGGGAGCUUGAUGCGUCACCGAACCGAGGGACGCUGCCCCCGCUGCUGGAGGCGAAGCGGGUGGUGCUGGUGAGGCACGGGCAGAGCACCUGGAACGCGGAGGGGCGCAUCCAGGGGAGCUCCGACCUCUCCGUGCUCACGCCCAAGGGGGAGUCCCAGGCCGAGACCUCCCGCCUCAUGCUCCUCUCCGACACCUUCGACGCCUGCUUCAUCAGCCCGCUCGCCCGGUCCCGCCGCACCGCGGAGAUCAUCUGGGACAGCCGCGAUAAGGACCUCAUCCCGGAUUACAACCUCCGCGAGAUUGACCUCUACUCCUUCCAGGGACUCUUGAAGCAUGAAGGGAAGGAGAAGUACGGAGCUCUUUUCCAGCAGUGGCAGACCAAUGCGCCAAACUGCAGCAUCGAUGGGCACUACCCAGUGCGGGAGCUCUGGGACCGUGCACAGAGCUGCUGGGAGAGGAUCCUGGCACACCAGGGGAAGUCUGUGCUUGUGGUUGCACACAAUGCAGUUAAUCAAGCUCUCAUCGCCACCUCAUUGGGACUUGGCACGGAGUACUUUCGGACUCUGCUCCAAAGCAACUGUGGUGCUAGUGUGCUGGAUUUCACCCCACAGCCCAGUGGACGCCCUCCAAGUGUAUGCCUUAACCGCUUAAAUCAGACGCCGGACUCUCCUGUUUCUGCUGAAAGUUCUGCAGGUAGAAAAUCAAGCAAGAAGAUCAUUCUGGUCUGUCAAGGGGCUACUCAGAACAGUUCUGAGGGUAGUCUAGGCGGAGUGGGUUAUGCACCUCUGAACAUGCUUGGGGUUAUACAGGCUCAGAAGACUGCGGAACUGCUUUUAGAUCUGAAAGUGAACAGUAUUAUCUGUAGCCCACAAGUUGCAGCUGUUGAUACCGCAACUGCCAUAUGCGAGGUCCAAGUGUCUGCCGAUUGCUUAGGUGCUGACUGUGUUCCUCGUGACAUUGAGAUGAAGAAUUUGCUUGGACUUGAAAUUGAUGAUGCCUUUCAGACAAAGCAAAAGAGCCUUGGACAGAUGGUUCAGUCAGGUUGGCUGGGCGGCAUGGAACACCAAAAACUGAAGACAUUAUGGGCUCAAUCAGAGGAAGCAUGGCAAGCUUUGGUAAACGAAUUGCCAACCAAUGAGGCUACCGAGUCAGACAGAGUCGUCGUCGCGGUCGGUCAUCCCGCCAUUCACUUGGCACUCCUCUGCAGGUGCCUGAAUCUAACAAGGGAAUACAUGCCGUCUUUCCAUCUAGACGAUGGCAGCAUCAGCGUGAUCGAUUUCCCGGAUGGGCCGAAAGGAGGAGCUGUCGUCAGAUGCACGAAUUACACGGCCCAUUUGGGUAGAUGGUCCAUACCCGUCACAAGAACAACAGAAAACAGUGAUGAAUUAUGAUUUUUUUUUUGUCUACAAUGUAUAUAUUAUUAACAUCUUCAGUUUUUCUGUCAAAAAAAUCUUCAGUUUCUUGGGGUGAGUAUCCUCCUCCUUCAGGAAAGUGAACCGAGUCUGUAGAUAUCAUACACUGAUUAAUAUACACAUUGGCAUUAAUGUAUUAUUAUGCCCAACAGUA